AUGCUAGUAGACAUCGACACCGAGCCGGACUGUCUCCCACAUCAAAGAAUUACCUGGAUCAAAAUGCCAUCUGAUGCCAAUGCAAGUUACUUAAGAGCAGCUCGAGCUGGACACCUAGAAAAGGCCCUUGACUACAUAAAAAAUGGGGUUGACAUCAACAUUUGCAAUCAGAACGGGUUGAACGCUCUCCAUCUUGCUUCCAAAGAAGGCCAUGUAGAAGUUGUUUCUGAACUGCUACAGAGAGAAGCCAAUGUGGAUGCAGCUACGAAGAAAGGAAACACAGCCUUGCAUAUAGCAUCUUUGGCUGGGCAAGCGGAGGUGGUAAAAGUCUUAGUUACAAAUGGAGCCAAUGUCAAUGCACAAUCUCAGAAUGGUUUCACGCCAUUGUAUAUGGCAGCCCAGGAAAACCACCUCGAAGUUGUCAAGUUUCUUCUUGACAAUGGUGCAAGCCAGAGCCUAGCCACAGAGGAUGGCUUCACACCAUUGGCGGUAGCGUUGCAACAAGGUCACGAUCAAGUCGUUUCCCUCCUGCUAGAGAAUGACACUAAAGGAAAAGUGCGUCUUCCAGCUCUUCACAUCGCUGCCCGAAAAGAUGACACGAAGGCCGCGGCCCUGCUGCUGCAGAACGACAACAAUGCAGACGUGGAGUCAAAGAGUGGCUUCACUCCGCUCCACAUAGCUGCUCACUAUGGAAAUAUCAACGUAGCCACGUUGCUGUUAAACCGAGCGGCUGCUGUGGACUUCACUGCGAGGAAUGACAUCACGCCUUUACACGUUGCAUCAAAAAGAGGAAAUGCCAAUAUGGUAAAACUAUUGCUUGACCGAGGAGCUAAAAUUGACGCCAAAACAAGGGAUGGUCUGACGCCCCUGCACUGUGGAGCAAGGAGUGGUCAUGAGCAGGUGGUGGAAAUGCUGCUCGAUCGAGCUGCCCCCAUUCUUUCAAAAACCAAGAAUGGAUUGUCUCCAUUGCACAUGGCCACACAAGGGGAUCACUUGAACUGUGUGCAGCUUCUCCUCCAGCAUAACGUGCCUGUGGAUGACGUCACCAAUGACUACCUGACUGCCCUGCACGUGGCUGCCCACUGUGGCCAUUACAAAGUCGCCAAGGUUCUCCUGGACAAGAAAGCGAACCCCAAUGCCAAAGCCCUGAAUGGCUUUACUCCUCUUCAUAUUGCCUGCAAGAAGAAUCGAAUUAAAGUAAUGGAACUCCUUCUGAAACACGGUGCAUCCAUCCAAGCCGUAACCGAGUCGGGCCUUACCCCAAUCCAUGUUGCUGCCUUCAUGGGGCAUGUAAAUAUCGUAUCACAACUAAUGCAUCAUGGAGCCUCACCAAACACUACCAAUGUGAGAGGAGAAACAGCACUGCACAUGGCGGCUCGGUCUGGCCAAGCCGAAGUCGUGAGGUAUCUGGUGCAAGACGGAGCUCAGGUAGAAGCUAAAGCCAAGGAUGACCAAACCCCACUGCACAUAUCUGCCCGACUGGGGAAGGCAGAUAUCGUACAACAGCUGUUGCAGCAAGGAGCAUCUCCAAAUGCAGCCACGACUUCUGGGUACACCCCACUCCACCUUUCGGCCCGAGAGGGACAUGAGGAUGUAGCUGCAUUCCUUUUGGAUCAUGGCGCAUCUCUAUCCAUAACAACAAAGAAAGGAUUUACUCCCCUUCAUGUGGCAGCGAAAUACGGGAAGCUGGAAGUAGCCAAUCUCCUGCUACAGAAAAGUGCCUCUCCAGAUGCUGCUGGGAAGAGCGGGCUAACUCCACUGCAUGUAGCUGCACAUUACGAUAAUCAGAAAGUGGCCCUCCUGCUUUUGGACCAAGGAGCCUCACCUCACGCGGCCGCAAAGAAUGGUUAUACGCCACUGCACAUCGCUGCCAAAAAGAACCAGAUGGACAUAGCGACAACUCUGCUGGAAUAUGGUGCUGAUGCAAAUGCGGUUACCCGGCAAGGAAUUGCUUCUGUCCAUCUUGCAGCUCAGGAAGGACACGUGGACAUGGUGUCACUGCUCCUCGGCAGAAAUGCUAACGUGAACCUGAGCAAUAAGAGUGGCCUGACCCCGCUCCACUUGGCUGCUCAAGAAGACAGAGUGAAUGUGGCCGAAGUCCUCGUAAACCAAGGGGCAAACGUGGAUGCCCAGACAAAGAUGGGAUACACACCUUUACAUGUGGGCUGCCACUAUGGAAACAUCAAGAUUGUUAAUUUCCUGCUCCAGCAUUCUGCAAAAGUUAAUGCCAAAACAAAGAAUGGGUAUACGCCGUUACAUCAAGCAGCUCAACAGGGACACACACAUAUAAUAAAUGUCUUGCUCCAGAACAAUGCUUCCCCCAAUGAACUCACUGUGAAUGGGAACACUGCCCUAGCCAUUGCCCGGAGGCUUGGCUACAUCUCAGUGGUCGACACCCUGAAGGUAGUGACUGAGGAAACCAUGACCACAACUACUGUCAUAGAGAAGCACAAAAUGAAUGUUCCAGAAACGAUGAAUGAAGUUCUUGAUAUGUCUGACGAUGAAGUUCGUAAAGCCAACGCCCCUGAAAUGCUCAGUGAUGGUGAAUAUAUCUCAGAUGUUGAAGAAGGAAGGACACUGAAAUCGUUUUCCUUUCUGGGAUGAGUUUGUUUAUUAACCCAACCAAGAUCACAGGGGACAUUUUUCAUUGCUACAUCUGGAAGAGUUCCAAGCCUGAGUCAUGCAUGUUUAUUUAGAAACUAUAUCUAGCCUGGAUUAAGGAGCAGUUUAAAAACUGCGAUCCAGUUUUUUUAAAAAGAAGCACAUCUAGCCACA
This is a messenger RNA of Neomonachus schauinslandi (Hawaiian monk seal), 2775 nucleotides long. Its product is annotated as ankyrin-3. NCBI's taxonomy places the organism in Eukaryota, Metazoa, Chordata, Mammalia, Carnivora, Phocidae. The record is from RefSeq and is a predicted model, not a curated record. Gene Ontology annotation, cellular component: neuron projection; plasma membrane. Gene Ontology annotation, molecular function: spectrin binding; transmembrane transporter binding; cytoskeletal adaptor activity. Gene Ontology annotation, biological process: protein localization to plasma membrane. Bases 1 to 2604 code for a protein of 867 amino acids. The transcript is spliced from 24 exons.